Molecule: messenger RNA, 894 nt
Organism: Symbiodinium natans
Lineage: Eukaryota; Dinophyceae; Suessiales; Symbiodiniaceae
Source: the annotation of a GenBank genome assembly
AUGACCCUUCUGCGCUGCCCGUGCAUAUCUUGGGGGUCGAUGGCUGAUGCUCGCAAGUGUCCCGAGAACACGAGUUCCGGCUCAAGGCUCAAGGCCCUGCAAGCGAGUCGGCCCCGCGUUGCCGGUGGGCAGUGCGGGGGCUGUAGGAGUCGGAGAUCCAGUGGCGCCAUGAUGCGGGGUGGUAUGGAUGCGGUGGGCGACAAGAAUCACGUGAUCCGGAGCGUGUGCGGGAACCAUCGCAAGGGCUUCGGCGACAUCAAAGACAUCACACGGCAAGCCCAGUGUAUGAACAGGGACAUUGAGCGGAAUGAUGUGGAGAGGUUUCUGGGUGCUCACGAGAGGGCCUUCGAGGAGCUCCAAAGGCAUCAAGACGCGAGGACGCAAGAAAGCGACUUCAUCCGACGGAGCCGUCCUAAGCUGACUGCCGAAGAUGACGUCGUCAGGCAGCGACGAAGGAACACUGGUGCUCCUGCGUACCGCUUGUUUAACCGAUCGGAGCGCCGGGAGGUUGAGUGGGCCCGCCCACCUUUUGCGCAUCCCUGCCGGGCAACAUGCGAUGAGUACAACAGGAAAGAGAUCAUGAUGUCGGCCUUGCACCUGCAGCGCUCAAACUCCCUGCGCCCGCAGAGCGCAGGCGCGAAAUCCUUGCCAAAGAGCCAGGAGCCCAAGCCAGAGGCCAAGCCACGCCCUGCUAGCGCUUCGGCCGCGUCGCGGCGGAGCUCCGUGAAAUCCGCGUCGGGAUCUGCCCUCAGUAAGCUCACGCCCGCACUCCGACUAGAGGUACAGAAAGUUGUGGCCUCAGAGGUACAGAGAAUCGUACAGCCUUUGCAGGAGCAGCUGCAAAAAGAGAAGCUGACGAGGCAGCGUCUAGCUAUGUCUCUAAGCAGCCUCUAG